Molecule: messenger RNA, 2009 nt
Organism: Cryptococcus deneoformans JEC21
Lineage: Eukaryota; Fungi; Basidiomycota; Tremellomycetes; Tremellales; Cryptococcaceae
Product: myo-inositol transporter 1, putative
Exons: 9
Coding region: 41-1801 (586 amino acids)
Biological process (GO): transmembrane transport
Cellular component (GO): membrane
Molecular function (GO): myo-inositol:proton symporter activity
Source: RefSeq, a predicted model, not a curated record
AAUUAUUCAACGUACAAGGAGCUCCGCUUACAAGUGUAAAAUGAGAGCAACUCACAUUGAGAAUCGUGAUAAUAAUUCUCUGGAAAACAAGCAUAUUGACCACAUUGAGGGAGUUGAAAAUGGCAAAGGCUCACAAGAACCGCCUAGUCCCUCUGGCUUUGGUGGUCAUUUGAUAGAUGAAAAUCUUGUGCACGUAGAAGGUGAAGAUAAAGUAACAUGGUAUCUUUGCUUUUUGAUUUCUGCUUCUGCCAUCGCUGGUUUCCUGUUCGGUUAUGAUACUGGUGUCGUUGGUGUUGCGUUGCCUUUAGUAGGAACGGACCUCGGCGGUAGCGAACUCAACUCUUCCCAGCAAGAAAUUAUCACAGCAGGUACCACCAUCGGGGCUAUCUUCGGUUCUGCUAUCCUUGGUGGAUGGGGUGAUCGUCUUGGACGAAAGAUGGCCAUCUUGAUCUCUGAUGUCUUUUUUACCGCCGGUGCUGUGAUCAUUGCAUCCAGUUACUCUGUCCCGCAAAUCAUUGUCGGUCGAAUUAUCCUCGGUAUUGGAGUCGGCGGCGCAGCUGUCAUUGCUCCUCUUUUCAUCACUGAAACAGCGCCCACCGCUGUGCGCGGUCGAUGCAUUGGUGUCAAUGCCUUCUUUAUUCCCUUUGGUCAGGUUGUUGCAGACUCCAUCGGCGCAGGUGUACAGAACAUGCGUGGUGGGUGGCGACUGCUCUUCGCUAUGGGUGCUGUCCCUUCCCUUCUUCAACUUCUUCUCUUCCACUACCUUCCCGAAUCACCACGUAUCCUUAUCGUCAAGGGGGAUAUCGACCGCGCCCGUAGCGUCUUCCAGCGUAUCUACCCAACUGCCACUCGUGAGAUGGUUGACUACAAGCUCCGCGUUGCUCAAGAGUACGUCGCUGCCACAACCGCGCUUCAAUCCGGGACCACUUUCUGGGAGAGAAUGAAGAAAGUAUGGAAAACUGGAUCUUAUCGACGAUCUAUCAUUGCCGUCAGUGUUCUUCAAGCCGCCGGUCAGUUCUGUGGUUUCAACACGCUCCUCUACUAUGCCGGCACUCUCUUCGGUCUCCUUGGUCUGUCUAACCCAGCCUUGGGUGGUCUUAUCCCUGCUGGUACCAACGCCGUCUUUGUGUUAAUUGGAAUGUCUACUGUAGACAAGGUCGGAAGACGAGGGUUGCUGUUGAUUGGUGUGCCGGUCUUGCUUCUUGGCCUUGUGUGGAACAUCGUUGGUUUUUAUUACAUGUGCAAGCCGACAGGAGGAUUCCUCGACACUUCUUACAGCUAUGAUACGACGAAUGUUGGUAUUGUCAUUGGUGGUAUCGUAUUCUACGUCGCCGGUUUCGGUCUUACCUAUAGUCACUUGGUUUGGUACCAGGCUGAGUAUUUGGCCCUCGAAGUACGAUCCAUGGGGUCUGGUGUUGCCACCACCGUCUGUUGGAUUGCCAAUCUCAUCGUCUCUGUCUCCUAUCUUUCAGAGCUAGAGACGAUGACUCCCUCCGGUACUUACGGUUUCUAUCUCAGUCUCAGCGUGAUCGCCUUCGUGUUCAUUGUAUUCUGCUUCCCAGAAACGAAACAACUGUCGAUCGACGAGACAUCUCUUUUAUUCGAGAACGAUUGGGGAGUCAAACGAUCUGUUCAGAUGCGCAAAGAGCGACAUGAAACCCGAAAGCGAUUCAAGGAUGCCGAACUUGCCGAAGCUGCCACAGCUCAUUUCGAAGCCCGCAAACAAAAGUCGACUUCAAUCAGUCCUGCCGAGCUCUCCAAAUUUAUGGCAGGUUUGAAGGGUGGCAAGAGAAAACCUUAAUAACAAGCCUUGGUUUAAGCCGAAGCUUGGGGAUGUCCAAUGGUACAAGUGCAAGUAGAGUCUUGUUGCGGCUUCUGCGAGUGUUUUGGCUUCCAACAUGUAUCUGAUCGGAGUCCUUGAUGUUUACGUAUGAUCUGUAUGUUGCUUGUGAUGGAUAUAUAUCCAAUGUCCAUUUAUGGUAUGCAACAACGAAGAAGGUCAUGGAAAG